CCCUCCUUCACACUCCACAAACUGUCUUGCGCGUUCAAGAUGCGAGAUUGCCUGAGCAAUAGUUCCUCUCGCGACAGGCCUAAAUUUGAUUCUGCUCGGUUAGUGAGAGAACAAUUCUCCAAAUUCUGCUUCCUAACAAAUUAUAUUUAAUUUUGUAAUUUUCCAUGUGGAUAUAUCAUUCAGUCAUUUGAUAAGUAUAAUGAGGGGUCUUGGCUUUGAAGCCUGUUUAUUGUCGUUGACACAGCUAUGCAUCCUCAGUUGCAUAUUACAAACAGUUCUUACGCAGGAUGCUUCGCCAUCAGCAGCUUUAAGGCAGAGAAUGCCAUGGCAACACAACGGGCAGGUGUUUAGUAUACUUAGCCAAGGUUCUGAAUAUCAGCCAUCGGGACGAAGAGACCGACAAACAGGUUCAGCUCAACGGAAUCACAUAGUUGUCGUUAUCAACAAAAAUGAGACGGCUGAAGAGACGAAUGUGCACAGAAACCCUGCGCCAAGAGGCUCUCCAAGGCGGCCAGCGCCGGGUGUGCAAUUACGCACCGCGCGUCGACGUCCUAAUGGAGCGAUUAGACAUGAAAGACCUCAAGACAGCCGGGAGACUGCUUCAAGACCUGGCCAUGAUGCAGGCGAUGGAUCAAAUCCCACCGACGACAAACCCACAUCUACUAACUCUCCACCAUUGACCGAUUUGAGAAGAGAGGAUAUGAUGGUUGGAGAUGACCCGAACAACCCCUAUAAAUCCAUUGGUUAUAAUCCCUAUAACCCCUAUUAUAAUUAUUAUGAUGCUUACUACAGACCUAGAGCCAGAAGCAGAGAGCCGCAUGGUUAUGGCACAAGUUAUCAUCAACACGGAGGUCUCCCUGACUUGGUGCCAGACCCAUACUAUAUUCAAGUUUCCUCCUAUAUCCAGAGGUCACCCAUGUACAAUCUGAGAUGUGCAGCCGAGGAAGGUUGCCUCGCAAGUUCUGCUCGGGGCGUGGCCGACUACGACACCCGGGUGCUGCUGCGGUUCCCCCAGCGCGUGAAGAACCAGGGCACUGCUGACUUCCUGCCCAGCAAACCUCGCUAUGCCUGGGAAUGGCACAGCUGCCAUCAUCACUUCCAUAGCAUGGACGAGUUCAGUCUGUACGAGCUGCUGGAGACCGGCUCCGAGAGAAGCGUGGCCGAGGGACACAAGGCUAGCUUCUGUUUGGAGGACACGUCAUGUGACCCGGGAUACUACAGACGCUUCGCCUGCACGUCUCACACUCAGGGAUUGAGUCCUGGAUGCUAUGACACCUAUAAUGCCGAUAUUGACUGUCAGUGGAUUGACAUUACUGAUGUGACACCUGGGAAGUAUAUUCUUAAGAUCACUGUAAACCCAGGUCACCAGGUUCCAGAGUCCAACUUUGGCAAUAAUGUCGUUCGUUGUAGUGUUCAAUACAGCGGCACCUCUGUCCAGGUUUCAGGGUGUACUGUUACAUCGUACUAAGAACAAAGGAAACACCACAGAAGAAGCUUUACAAUGAUUUGCAAAACAAGACAACAAUCAUCAUGGACGGACAAUCAAAUAUGAAGACAUUAUUGUUUACAAUAUGUAUUGGUCUGAGUUUCCCGCAAAGCGUAACAUUUAUUUCUUUAUUUAAUUUUUUUUAAACUUUAUAAAUAUUCUAGGUUUAAACAAUAUCAUAUUACAGUAUUCACCCUUUUUUUAAGCAUAAUGUGCAAAGUUGAUAGAGAAAGGUAAUGGAUGAGAAAGACAUACUGUAGGAAGUAUUUCACUGUUGACGAAGCAUGUGACAUAACAUUUUAUUUGAUUUUAAAUUUGAUCUUCACAAGCAUGAUUUUGUUUGGAAUGCUAAAAGGUUUGAAUGAUUUGUUGUGAUACACAUUAUAUUGUUGUUUAGGUGCUAAUUUAAGAUUUUUACUGUAUGGAAGUUCUAGUAUAAUGGAUAUAUUUAAUCAAAUGUUGCCAUUUUAAACAAUGUUUACAUAUACGUGAAAUAUUGGUGCUACAUUACUUGGGUUAUGUAAUAAAUAUUGGUGCUACAUUUUGAGACUGGAGGAAAGUUAAAAUAGUUGUUUAAUUGGGAAUAGAGAGAAUUAUUUACUUGUUUGUGUAUAUACACAUUUGCAUUUGAGUCAUUUAGCAGAUGUUCUCAUCAACAGUGACUUACAGUAGUGAGCGCAUUUUGGAUUUUUUCCAUGCAGGUAACAAAACACACUUUUAUUAAGCUAGUUCUACUGAAAUUCUAACCAUACUGUACAUAUUGCUGGGCUCAUGUGUAAGUUUUCCAUUCAUGAUACAACACAAAGAUCUGCAAAUGUAUUGUGAAUGCAAUUUAAAUAAAGUUUGGAUUUGUUUUGAAAUUUCA
This is a messenger RNA of Salmo salar (Atlantic salmon), 2351 nucleotides long. Its product is annotated as protein-lysine 6-oxidase. Lineage: Eukaryota; Metazoa; Chordata; Actinopteri; Salmoniformes; Salmonidae. Gene Ontology annotation, molecular function: copper ion binding; protein-lysine 6-oxidase activity. The record is from RefSeq and is a predicted model, not a curated record. Gene Ontology annotation, biological process: collagen fibril organization; peptidyl-lysine oxidation.